AUGGCCUCAUCAAUUAUGUGUCCACCACCGAGUGAUGGUAUCUGUUCAAAUGCAACAUGGAACCGAAAAGGUCUCACAAGAGCCGGUGGCCAUGGACAGGGUUCAGCAUUGAAUCAACUCGGCGGUGUUAUACAAGGUUUGUUUGUGGAUGAUGAUUUGACUGUUUAUGUUUCCGAUUCAUACAAUAAUCGAGUAGUCAAAUGGAUGAUCGGAGAUUUGAGCGGUAGAAUAGUAGCAGGUGGUAACGAAAAUGGCGAUGCUAACAAUCAACUAGCUUAUGUGGAAAGUAUUGUUAUUGCAAAAAAUGGCACUAUGUUCAUUUGUGAUCGUUGGAAUCAAAGAGUACAGCGACUGUUGAAAGAUGAAAGUCAAGGAGAAACGAUCAUUUCAGACAUAUUAUGCGGAGGAAUGGCAUUGGAUAAUGAAGGAUCAUUGUAUAUUGUUACUGAUAGAGAGGAACGUGUGCUUAAAUGGCCUGGAAAUCAAACUGUAGCUGGUGGUAAUGGACAAGGAUCUGCUUUGAACCAACUUUCAAAUCCUUUAGAUCUUUUUGUUGAUUCAGAUCACUCAGUAUAUGUUGUCGAUUUUAGCAAUAAUCGCAUUGUUAAAUGGCCAGUCGAUGCCAAAGAAGGUAUUAUUGUAGCUGGAGGCAAUCAAGCAGGAAACAGUACCAGUCAACUGGAUCAGCCCAGUUCAGUUGUCGUCGACAAAAUGGGUACAAUCUAUGUUCUUGAAAUAGGCAAUAGUCGAAUUGUGCGUUGGUUCAAAAAUGCAAAAGUAGGAAUUAUCAUCGUCGGCGGUAAUGGUCCAGGUGAUGCAUCGGAUCAAUUGUCAUGGCCGAAGAGUUUGACAAUUGAUCGGCACGGUAAUUUGUAUGUGGCCGACUCUGAUAAUCAUCGUGUUCAAAUGUUUACCAUCGAUAAAAGUUCUUGCUCGACAGGUAUGCUAAGGUAUUUCAACUUAAUAUCUAUUUCGAUCUAAUUUCUUUAGUGUCAACUCAAAAGGACAUUCAUCACACAGAAAAGACAUUAUUAGAUUGAAGCUUGUGAGAAAAAACUAUUGUGUUCAAUCUACUAUCAUUCAUAUUUAUUCAAAAAGAAAUACAUAACUUUUAUUAUCAUAAUCAACGAUUGGGAAUUAUUUCUCAAACAUUUCAUAUCUAUGCGGCUAUCCAAAACAGCAAAAAUCUCUGAUGAUCAUUGGCAAAUCGUCUGCCUGUAGUUCAGAGCACGAAUCAAAACGAAACUCGUAUUCACAGUUGGCUGAUAAUCGCGUUACUGAUUUAUGACUGUACGAGUUCUGUUGAUUUCUAUUGCAGCACACUUCUAGUGUGACCGCUUACUCUGCUGAUAUGUGUCAUGUAUUUGAUUGCCAAACUUUCCUCAUGCUCAUUAUGCGUUCGCUUCCUUCUCGGCAUCAACUAUAUCUGCCGACUGUCAACUGUUGUCUGUCAUAUGUAAGUCCUGGACUG
This is a messenger RNA of Rotaria sp. Silwood1, 1471 nucleotides long. NCBI's taxonomy places the organism in Eukaryota, Metazoa, Rotifera, Eurotatoria, Philodinida, Philodinidae. The record is from the annotation of a GenBank genome assembly.